AUGGAGACAGAUCGUGACAGAGGGAGAGCCAGAGAGCCUGAGAUGGAUACAGCUCGUGACGGAGAGAGAGCCCGAGAUGGAGAGAGCUCGAGAUGGAGAGAGAGGUUGAGAUGGAGGGAGCUCGAGAUGGAGAGAGAGCUUGAGAUGGAGAGAGCUCUCAAGAUCUUCACUGGUUCUAGGAAUGGAGAUCGAGAGAGAGAGAGAGAUAGAGAUGGAGCUGCGUCACUUUCCCCGACUGCGUCAAGUUUUAUGUCGCGACCGCAGGUUUUAUCGGCGUCAGCCGCAGGACGCGGCGUUCGGACGCGGCGUCAGACGCAGCUGUCUGCGGCAACGAAACGAACAGGAGUUGACGCCGAAUGUUGA
This is a messenger RNA of Brassica napus (rape), 363 nucleotides long. RefSeq lists its product as uncharacterized. The transcript is spliced from 2 exons. The coding region runs from base 1 to 363 and encodes 120 amino acids. The record is from RefSeq and is a predicted model, not a curated record. NCBI's taxonomy places the organism in Eukaryota, Viridiplantae, Streptophyta, Magnoliopsida, Brassicales, Brassicaceae.